AUGGAGUCUUUCGAAGCACUUUGUCAAGCUCCCUUCCACCUGGAAUCCCUAUUCCCCGCCACCGGUGGCUUUAUUGAGGGCCGAUUCUGCGAGACGAUUGGUAAUAUCUCAUGCUGCUUGCCAUGCCCUCUUGCCGACUGGCGCUAUGCCGAUAAUACGGCCCGGAGGGUGGAUGUUGCGGGCUGGAUCAGCGUCGCCAUGCUGCCUCUGUGUCUCUUUCUCCUCAUUUCAUACGCCGUUCUUCCUGCCAAAUGGACCAACCGUCACUACCUGACUAUUUGCUUCACUCUGGGUAUCUGCUGCAUGGAGAUCGCCUUCAUUAUUCCUCUCGGUGCCAAGCCUGACCAAUGCUAUAACGCCAUUACACCUAAUGACAUGUAUUCCAACCUUUCGUGCGCCUUCUCCGGUUCGAUGUUACUAUUCGGCGGCUGGAUGGUGGUGAUAUGGAGUUUCAUCCGCACAAUCGCCUUCCACGUGCAGGUAUGCUGGGAGGUUGUCAUCGGACCCAAGUUCAUGUGGGGGUCCUUCCUCUGCGGAUUUGGCAUCCCGGCCAUCGGAAUCACCGUGAUGCUCAUCUUCACCGGCGUAUCCUUCCGCUUCGGAGAGAUCUGUCACAUCAACAUCAAACAUGGUGAGCAGGACUACUGGUAUCCGAUCGUGGCCUUUGCUGCGGCCGCACUCAUCGUGCAAUUAGCAACCAUGGCCUACUGCAUCCACGUCUACCUGCGCUCGCUCUUCGACAAAUCAGCCUCGACCACCGAAAACAGCUCCGGUCUCCCGUCAUACACAUCCAGCGUGCGCACUCAGACCGCUCGUCAGGCCUACCGCCGAGUGAAACGCGUGCUGCAGCUGCAGUGGCGUGGAGUCACCAUGGUGGUGGUCAUCAUUGCCAACGUCAUCUUUUUCGCCGUGGUAUUCAUCGACCUGGACCGCGAGAUCGCGCCCACGCCCGCCAACUUGAAAAAAGCAGAACCUUGGCUCGCCUGUCUCCUCAUGGGUGGGACCAGGGAGCAGUGCAAGGAGUUCGCAUCUGCACUCGGCCCCAACGAGGCGACCCUCCUGGCGAUGAUAUAUCUACUAUCUCUGGUGGGAUUCUGGAAUUUCAUUGUAUUUGCCCGACCAUCCAUGCUCGCCGGCUGGCUCGAUCUGUGGCGGCGGGGCUUCUCCAAGCGCGACGAGUACAUCUCGGCCGAUGCAAACAGCCGCUACCCAGAUAACAAGGGCUUCGAGAUGCUUACGACCUCUACUGCCAAAACCCCCGACCCGUACAUGCGAUCGCCCAGCCCCAACCGCAUGAUGGGACGUACCUCCGUGACCAGCCCCAGUCCGACAUUUGACCGAAGUAUUCAUUACGGACAGGAGGCCCGCUACGUGCGCCCCUCGAUGAGUUUCAGCGGCCCGCGACCACCCAGCGCACAAGACUGGGACCCGUCGAGGAGCUUUGCACAGAGCCAUACAUGA
Penicillium cinerascens is the source of this 1461-nucleotide messenger RNA. It is a transcript of the gene gprM, whose product is annotated as protein gprM. Gene Ontology annotation, molecular function: G protein-coupled receptor activity. Bases 1 to 1461 code for a protein of 486 amino acids. The transcript is spliced from 2 exons. The record is from RefSeq and is a predicted model, not a curated record. Lineage: Eukaryota; Fungi; Ascomycota; Eurotiomycetes; Eurotiales; Aspergillaceae. Gene Ontology annotation, cellular component: membrane. Gene Ontology annotation, biological process: G protein-coupled receptor signaling pathway.